Ornithodoros turicata is the source of this 1206-nucleotide messenger RNA. RefSeq lists its product as uncharacterized. Lineage: Eukaryota; Metazoa; Arthropoda; Arachnida; Ixodida; Argasidae. The transcript has 3 exons. Gene Ontology annotation, molecular function: RNA-DNA hybrid ribonuclease activity; nucleic acid binding. The coding region runs from base 1 to 1206 and encodes 401 amino acids. The record is from RefSeq and is a predicted model, not a curated record.
AUGGAAAACACACCACUGGAACAGAUCUUCCUGGGCGCCAUUUGUAAAGGACCUCCAGACCAAAUGCAAGACAACCCUGAACGUGACCAAGCGACUCAGCGGACGGCACUCCGGCUGCCCCCAGAGGACCCUCCUGGCCGUCCAAAACGCAACCACGGCCGCACGGGUCCUGUAUGGCUUCCCUACGCGAAGCCCAGCAGAACAGCCCUAGAAUCCCUGGAACUACUCCACCGUCGCGGAAUGAAGCUGGCCCUCGGACUCCCACCUUGGGCACGGAACGUCGCUGUGCACGCCGAGGCUCCCACCCUCCCUCUCCAACUUCGAGCCACCCAACACCUGCUUAACCAGCUCACCAGACUGAACAGGACAACAGCUGGAAGGGCACUGCUGCAGCGUCUAAGAGACCGAAAACGGAGCCAUUUUUCAUGUAGUCUAUUCACGCGGGACCAGCUGUUCGAGCCGAUCCCACCAGUCCCCAGCCCUGAUGCUCCAUGGAGGCUCCUCGAGACCACCAUCCACGCAACACUGCCAGGCUUGCUACGGAAAAAGGACGUACCGGAUACGGUGGCACAGCUCCUGGCCCCCGGGCGCCUUCAUGAAAGCUACCAGGACAACCUGCAAGUGUACACGGACGCCUCAGUCGACCCUGGACGACGCGCCUGCGCCCUGGCCUGCCACAUCCCAAAAACACAGUUUUCCUGGGCCGAAGGAUUGUCCGGAUCCCUCUCCUCCACGGAAGCAGAACUCCUGGCGAUAACGGAAACCCUCGACGUCAUCGCCAAGACAAGCGCCACCAAAGCGGUUAUCCUCGCGGGCUCCCGCGGGGCACUUGCACACCAGAAGCUGCAGCUCCUCCUGGCGUCCGGCCACCGCAUCGCGCUACAGUGGAUCCCGUCCCACAAAGGCAUCCCCGGUAACGAGAUGGCAGACCCCCUGAGCAAACAGGCAACCACCAAGGCCCUGGUCCACCAGACCCCACCCACCACCAGCAGGGCUAAGAAGACCAUCGCCCUCCACGUGCGCAGUUUCCACCCGGACAAGCCCACGGCGGAAGGGAAAGCACCCCCACCCUGCAUCACAGCCGGCCUAUCCAGGGACGAGGCAUCGCUGCUGCUGAGGCUCCGAACGUCGUGCCUUCACACGGGCUUCACGAUCGGCCAGGUCGACGGCCCACGCCGCGGAACCAGCGGAGUCCCAGGAGAGUGA